AUGACACCUUCGACGUCGAACAAUGCUAAUCUCGAAUCAUUUACAAGUGAUAACAUUUUGUCAGCACCAGCAGCAGACAAUUGUCGUACUGUUCCAACACCAAUUACCACUUCAUCACCAUUGUUGAAUGAUAAAAAUCAAACACUCGAACCAUCGCUAGACGUUGACGUUAUCGCAACGUCACCGGUGAACUGUGCAUCGAUGCAGCCUUCAAAUAAUAACAAACCCUUUCAAAAGAUGUAUCAAUGCACUGAUCUCGCAGUCGGUCAUCGGCGUCACUUCGGUCCGCCACUCCCGACUGCUCGAUAUUGUUUAUAG
Molecule: messenger RNA, 318 nt
Organism: Adineta ricciae
Lineage: Eukaryota; Metazoa; Rotifera; Eurotatoria; Adinetida; Adinetidae
Source: the annotation of a GenBank genome assembly